Molecule: messenger RNA, 4240 nt
Organism: Mercurialis annua (annual mercury)
Lineage: Eukaryota; Viridiplantae; Streptophyta; Magnoliopsida; Malpighiales; Euphorbiaceae
Product: pentatricopeptide repeat-containing protein At4g31850, chloroplastic
Exons: 2
Coding region: 347-3700 (1117 amino acids)
Molecular function (GO): protein binding
Source: RefSeq, a predicted model, not a curated record
CUAAAUGCAGACGCAUACGAUCAACGAACACAUACAGGACCACAGUAACGACAUCCUUCAGCCAUGUCUUUACCAUAUCAAAUGAUAACCUCUGAACUUCAAAUCACACAAAUUAGUGACACUAACACAUUAUUUUCUUGAAUCAGAGUAAUAGCGUCACCUAAUGCUCUUGCUCUACGAGAUAUAAAUGACAUUCCGGUGAGUGAAAGUUCCAUCUAUUUUGGUUAUCUUAGCUUUCACCUCUCAUUGGCAAUUCAACAAGCAACUGCCAUGCAUAACCCAACCUUUCUUUGAUUUCUUGAGUUUCUUUAAUUUUGCUGCUUCUUUAGUUUCUUAUUGUCAUUCCAUGGCUGUGCUGAUUAUUUGCUCUUCAACUAUGUUUUGUGGUAGUGUUCAAGAUAGCACCAUUGUUGCUUUAAACCAUAAUUUUGGACUGGUAAAAGUUAGGGAAGUUAAAAAUUUGAGAUUUUUGGCUUGUGGGUCUGUUUCAAUUGGGAUGAAACCUAAGAAAAAGAGAGUGGGUUUAUGUGGGAUUGCAGUGAAAAACAAUGCUGAGUUGGUGGUUGUGACUAGGAAGCCAAAGAAUGCCUUGUCCUCUAAGGAAGUUAUGGCUGUUUUGAACUCGAUUUCGGAUCCGAAUGAUGCUCUUUCUUACUUUAAUUCAGUUGCUGAAUUGCCCUUUGUUGUUCACACUAAUGAAACAUGUAAUCACAUGCUUGAAACUUUGAGGGUUCAUAAGAUGGUGGGUGAUAUGGUAGGUGUGUUUAAUUUUAUGCAAAUGAAAAUCAUUAAGAGGGAUGCGAACACUUAUAUGACUAUAUUUAAGGCGCUUUUCGUUAGGGGCGGUCUUAGGAAAACACCGUCUGCUCUUGGAAAGAUGAGGCAGGCUGGCUUUCGUUUGAAUGCUUAUUCAUAUAAUGGAUUAAUUUAUUUGCUACUUCAGUCUGGGUUCUGUAGGGAGGCUUUGGAGGUAUAUAGGAGAAUGAUCUCAGAAGGUCUUAAGCCUAGUCUUAAGACUUACUCUGCGCUCAUGGUAGCAACAGGAAAGAGAAGGGAUACUGAAACUGUUAUGUCUUUGUUGGAGGAGAUGAAAACUUUGGGAUUGAAGCCAAAUAUCUAUACAUACACCAUUUGCAUUAGAGUUCUGGGGAGAGCGGGGAAAAUUGAUGAGGCAUGUCAGAUUAUAAAGAAGAUGGAAGAUGAUGGUUGCAGCCCUGAUGUCAUUACUUAUACAGUUUUAUUGGAUGCUCUUUGUACCGCAGGAAAACUUAAGAAUGCCAUCGAGUUGUUCAUAAAGAUGAAAGCUAGUAGUCAUAAACCUGAUAGGAUAACCUAUAUUACUCUGUUGGACAAGUUCAGUGAUUCUGGUGACAUGGACAGUGUGAGAAAAUUCUGGAGUGAAAUGGAAGCCGAUGGUUAUGCCCCUGAUGUAGUUACUUAUACCAUACUUGUCAAUGCAUUAUGCAAAGUUGAGAGUUUCAGUGAAGCAUUUGAUCUAUUGGACGUCAUGAGAAAGCAAGGGGUUUUGCCUAACCUUCAUACUUACAACACAUUGAUUUGUGGACUUUUAAGGGUUAAUAGGUUGGAUGAUGCAAUUGACCUUUUCAGUAAGAUGGAGUCUCUUGGCGUUGUGCCUACGGCUUAUACUUACAUCCUUUUCAUUGACUUCUAUGGAAAGUCUGGUCAUUCUGAUAAAGCUCUCCAGACCUUUGAGGAGAUGAAAACUAGAGGAAUUGUUCCAAAUAUUGUUGCUUGCAAUGCAUCUUUGUAUAGUCUUGCUGAAAUGGGUAAAUUGAGAGAAGCAAAAGCAAUUUUUAACGGUCUGAAAUGUAAUGGUCUCGCUCCAGAUUCAGUGACGUAUAACAUGAUGAUGAAGUGCUAUAGCAAGGCAGGGCAAGUGGACGAAGCCAUUAAGUUACUAUCAGAUAUGUCAGAAAGUCAUUGUGAACCUGAGAUUAUUGUAAUUAAUUCCUUGAUCAACACACUUUACAAGGCUGACCGAGUGGAUGAAGCAUGGCAAAUGUUUUGCAGAUUGAAAGAUAUGAAGCUUGCCCCUACAGUUGUGACCUACAACACAGUAAUAGCUGGAUUAGGCAAAGAGGGUCAAGUUCAAAGAGCCAUCGAGUUAUUUGAAAGUAUGAAGGGUAACGGCUGUCCUCCAAACACAAUAACUUAUAACACAAUCCUAGAUUGCCUUUGCAAGAAUGAUGGGGUUGAUUUGUCACUGAAGAUGCUUUACAAUAUGACAACAAUGAAUUGCACACCUGACGUUCUGACUUUCAACACUAUCAUCCAUGGGUUAAUUAAAGAAAAUCGAAUCAGUGAUGCAAUCUGGAUCUUCCAUCAAAUGAAGAAGAUGCUUACACCUGAUUGUGUGACUCUAUGCACCCUCCUUCCUGGUGUUGUAAAGAAUGGGCUCAUAGAUGAAGCCUUCAAGAUUGCUGAGGACUUUGUUCAUCGCGUUAGAAUUUACGUAAGCAGGCAAUUUUGGGAAGAUCUGAUGGGCGGAAUUUUGACUCAAGCAGGAACGGAAGAAACCAUUUUAUUUGGUGAAAGAUUGGUAAGCAGUAGGGUUUGCAAGGAUGACUCGGUACUGAUGCCUAUUGUGAAGUUUUUGUGCAAGCAUAAAAAAGCCCUUGUUGCUCAAACUGUGUUUACCAAGUUUACUAAGGAACUGGAAGUUAAGCCGACACUUGAAGCUUACAACUUUUUAAUUGAGGGUUUCCUUGAAAUCGACAAUGACGAAAUGGCCUGGAAUAAUUUCACUGAGAUGAAGAACGCUGGUUGCACUCCAGAUGUUUUCACCUACAAUUUGUUACUUGACGCUCAUGGGAAGUCUGGGAAGAUCAGUGAGCUUUUUCAACUGUAUGACCAAAUGCUUAGUAGUUCAUGCGAGCCCAACACCAUAACUCACAACAUAAUCAUCGCGAAUCUAGUUAAAGCUAAUAAAUUGGAAAAGGCUUUGGAUUUAUUCUAUCAUCUUGUAAGCGGUGAUUUCUCUCCCACUCCAUGUACUUACGGUCCCCUUUUGGAUGGACUGCUGAAGUCAGGUAGAGUAGAGGAAGCAGAAGAGUUGUUUGAGGGAAUGGCGGACUAUGGAUGCAGGCCGAACAGCGCUAUUUACAAUAUUCUUAUAAAUGGGUUUGGGAAAUCUGGUGAUCUGGGUACUGCUUGUGAGUUGUUCAAAAGAAUGGUUAGAGAAGGAAUCCGACCAGAUUUGAAGUCUUACACUAGCCUUGUCGGUUGUUUAGGUGAGGCUAGGAGAGUAGAUGAUGCUCUACUUUACUUUGAGGAACUUAAGCAAACUGGACUAGAUCUCGAUUCAGUUGCUUAUAACCUCAUGGUUGAUUGCCUUGGAAGAUCACACAGGAUCGAAGAAGCUCUCUUUCUUUUUAAUGAAAUGCGAAGUAGAGGGAUCAAGCCUGAUCUUUUCACUUAUAAUUCGUUAAUACUCGGUCUUGGUGCUGUUGGAAUGGUAGAACAAUCCAUAAAGAUGUACGAAGAACUAUUAUUUGAAGGUCUUGAACCUAAUGUUGUCACCUACAAUGCUCUUAUCCGUGGAUACAGCAGGUCUGGAAAAUCAGAUUCUGCCUAUACUGUUUACAAAAACAUGAUGAUUGGAGGUUGCAGUCCGAACACGGGUACAUUUGCUCAGCUUCCAAAUCAAUCCCGACACUUUUGGGAUACUCAGACUGGCUAGACAUUAUAGUCGUAUCCCGACCCUCUGCUCGAAGCACGCCAGGGAUCAUCAUAUACUCCAGUUGUACAGGAUGGUUCUGGCAUUUCAUAUGUGGCCAUUUGAUGUCGGAAAACAAUUGAAGCGCCUACCGGUUCACCGACAUUUUUCGUGUAUAGAAAGAGCAAGACUAAUUAAUACCCAUGCUCACAAGUCAUCCAAAUUGUAGUGUGGAGGAGAACUGUAAUUAGCCAUCUCCCGUGCUCCAUCGGUAAUGUUCUUUGGUGUAGCAUAGCGACUAUAUGUGUACACAAGUGUUUUUCGACCUAGUCAGUCAACACAUGACAAAUUGUUUUGUACCUUCAUUCCUGAUAUACCAGUUGUUGUACCUUGUAUAGAACAUUUGUAUCAGCAUACAUGACCAAUCAAACUUGUGUUCAUCUUCUAUUGAAAAAGAAAAAGAGUUGUGUACAUUUUGAUAUUUUUGUUGUAGCAAGUUUUAUUGUAAUGGUAACCUUUUCUUAUCAAUGGUAAUUCCCAUUUUUUGUAGAAUUUGGAUUUAAA